Molecule: messenger RNA, 1020 nt
Organism: Trichoplax adhaerens
Lineage: Eukaryota; Metazoa; Placozoa; Uniplacotomia; Trichoplacea; Trichoplacidae
Exons: 2
Coding region: 1-1020 (339 amino acids)
Biological process (GO): G protein-coupled receptor signaling pathway
Cellular component (GO): membrane
Molecular function (GO): G protein-coupled receptor activity
Source: RefSeq, a predicted model, not a curated record
AUGAGCUCACUGUCAGUCAUAGCAGCUAUUCCAGUUUUAACAGUCGGAAUACUGGCGAAUAUUUUCGUGCUGUAUGUAAUCACUAAAGAUUCAUAUUUUUACAAGGUGACGUAUUAUCUAAUUCGAGUAACGAUUAUUUCUGAUAUAAUAUCAACCUUUACCGCGGUUCUUGGUUUCACAUUUAUAACUGCCUUCGACAAUAGUUAUAUCGUUGGUGGCUAUCUAUGUCGAAUCUUUUUCUAUAUUGUGGUAACUUCCUAUACGGUAUCAGUUUUUACCUUGUGCAUGAUAAGCGUCGAUAGAUACUUUGCCAUUAUAAAACCGCAUUCACAGUUGUACAGGAAGCACAAGAAUCGAUUUCUUGUGAUAGCACAAAUUGUUUCAGUUAUUAUUGCCAUCGGAAUUAAUUUACCAGCUGCUUGGUUUAAUAAUGUAUAUCCUGAUGAUACAGAACUUUGCGAUUAUGCUAAUGUUAAUCAACAACAAUCUGUAUAUUUAAUAUCCAUGGCAAUCGUUUUGUACUUAAUUCCUUCAGGAAUUUUGAUAUUCUGUUAUGGUAGCAUUGUUAAUCAUCAAAUACACUACGUUAGGCCAGGCAAUAUAACAAAUGCUAACCGAGAAGACGACCAACUUAGAAAGAAGAAAUUUAUAAAAGCUCUAAUUAUUAUCACGGCAUCAUUCUUGUUGAGCACCUGGCCUUUCUUUGCUACUGGCAUUGGCAUGGCUAUUACAGGCAAAUCAAUGCGGCAAAUCGGAAAAAUUCAUAUAAUUUUGUAUAUUUUAGCAUUUGCUUCAUUUUCGUCAACAGUGGGCAUUGCCGUGAUCAAUCCAUUUUUAUAUUUACAAUUUGAUCAAAAUGUUAGAAAAAAAUCCUUAAAAAUUUUAAGAAAACUAAUGCAUUACAAACACAAUUUAGUUCAAGAAAUUAAUCGUGAUUCAGUAGUAACUGGCCAUACAAAUGCAGUUCAGCCGAACAGGUUUAUUCUUUAUAAUUCUCCUAGUGAAGAUAUUCUGCUCUGA